Molecule: messenger RNA, 1198 nt
Organism: Chrysochloris asiatica (Cape golden mole)
Lineage: Eukaryota; Metazoa; Chordata; Mammalia; Afrosoricida; Chrysochloridae
Gene: RGS8
Product: regulator of G-protein signaling 8
Exons: 7
Coding region: 262-804 (180 amino acids)
Source: RefSeq, a predicted model, not a curated record
GCUUCAGGAUUUACUGGAUGUGACAAGCAAAGAGAGGAGCAUUCAGCGGAGCUCUACUCGCAGCCUGGCUCAAGUGGUGGGAGAGCUCCUUAACCCGCAGCUUCUCUGACCAUCCAGUUGGCAACGACCUGCAAGCCAUGAGGACUGGUCAAAGACAGUGAGAGGACGUGAAAGGGUAAAUCCCUCUGCCCCGCAGUCUAAUCUCCUGCCCUGACGGCCCUGCAAAGCCAGCCAAAGGGUUAACCGUAAGCAGAUGCCUGUAUGGCUGCCUUACUGAUGCCACGGAGGAACAAAGGGAUGAGGACUCGACUGGGAUGCCUGUCUCACAAAUCAGAUUCGUGUAGUGAUUUCACAGCUAUUCUUCCUGACAAACCCAACCGCGCUCUCAAGAGACUAUCUACAGAAGAAGCUACGAGGUGGGCCGAUUCCUUUGAUGUACUUCUUUCCCAUAAAUAUGGGGUGGCUGCCUUCCGCGCCUUCUUAAAGACAGAAUUCAGUGAGGAGAACCUGGAGUUCUGGUUGGCCUGUGAGGAAUUCAAGAAGACCAGGUCAACUGCAAAACUGGUUUCCAAGGCCCAUAGGAUCUUUGAAGAGUUUGUGGAUGUGCAGGCUCCCCGGGAGGUAAACAUCGACUUCCAGACCCGAGAAGCCACAAGGAAGAACAUGCAAGAGCCUUCCCUGACUUGCUUUGACCAAGCCCAGGGAAAAGUACACAGUCUCAUGGAGAAAGACUCUUACCCCAGGUUCCUGAGGUCCAAAAUGUACUUAGAUUUGCUGUCUCAAAGCCAGAGGAGGCUCAGUUAGACUUCACAUGGGGACUCGGAAAUCACUGGCUUUCCCCUUCCCUGGCUGCCAAGACCAUAUUCUAAUGUGAAAUGUCCUAAGUGUUCAAAAGCAGUGGCGUUUGUGGUGGGAGUCUGGAGGUGAGGAAGGGACGAAUCCAGCUCCCAGGAUUCAAGCUCUAUUCCUUUUACCCAUGUUUGUGUUUUGGCUAGUGGUAGCACCUUGCUGCGGUCACCCUUCUCUGGGUCAGCCACUUGCCCUCCAUAAUGCCUUGGGUUAUCUCCACUGAGAAGGCACAUUUGCUAUGCUGGGCUAAUCUGUAAAUAAUGCCAAUGCAAUUUCUACUCCCUCCACACCCUUCUCAGUUAGAUUUCCUGACUCUCUACUUGUCCUAUGCCUCUGGGAGAAAUAGCUG